This is a messenger RNA of Cotesia congregata, 674 nucleotides long. The record is from the annotation of a GenBank genome assembly. Lineage: Eukaryota; Metazoa; Arthropoda; Insecta; Hymenoptera; Braconidae.
AUGCCUAUCUUAUACAGCGUAAUUUCGCGAGGACCAACAAUACUAGCCAAGUAUGCAACCUGUACUGGUAAUUUUGAGGAAGUAAUAGACAAAAUUCUACCAAAAAUACCGCCUCAAAAUGAUAAACUAACUUACUCACAAGGACCGUAUUUGUUUCAUUAUAUUUGUGAGGAUAGAAUUAUUUACAUGUGUAUAACAGAUGAUGAUUUCCAAAGGUCAAGAGCGUUCUUAUUUUUAAACGAAAUAAAACGAAGAUUUUUGGCGUCUUAUGGCCCCGGGAUUCAUACUGCUAUUGCUUAUUCAAUGAACACUGAAUUUUCACGGGUGUUGACUAAUGAAAUGAAACAUUACAGCGAAUCUAAAGAUAUUGAUACACUAUCAAAAGUUCAUGGAGAAUUAGACGAACUUAAAGAUAUAAUGGUGCGAAAUAUAGAUAAUGUUGCUAUGAGAGGCGAACGACUGGAGUUACUUGUUAACAAAACUGAAAAUUUAACAAAUAAUUCUGUGACAUUCAGAAAAACAAGCAGAAACCUAGCCCGCUCUUUAUUCUGGAAGAAUGUUAAAAUUUACGUAAUAGUUGGCGCUAUUUUGAUUGUCGUUGUCUACUUUAUCGUCUCAAUGUUUUGUGGCGGACUAGCUUGGCAGAAAUGCGUCGGAAAUUAAAUAAAUUUUUU